AUGGCUCCAAAGCGUAAGCCUCAAGUGAGUAGCCUUGCAGAUGAAGAGGAAAAUGGAUAUGGAGGAGCGGAGGCCCUCUGUGAUGAUCCACAAACUCCAAGUAUGGCGGACAUAGCAAACCUGCUCCAGGGCUUGGUGAGGAAGCAAACUGAGCACGAUGCAAAAUGGGAGCAGGAAAAGCUACAGCAGGAGAACCGGUGGCAGUCCAUGGAGCGCCGGGUGGAUCAGCUUCAGCAGGAGGUUAAAGCUGAGCGUCCAGAGACUCCUCCAGUGGUGGUCGGUGCAGCACCUGCAGCUCAAGCAGAAAGCCCCAAUGUUCCAGCUAUGGUCAGCUCAACAGCAGAGGGAGGUGUCUGCGGAUAG
Molecule: messenger RNA, 363 nt
Organism: Knipowitschia caucasica
Lineage: Eukaryota; Metazoa; Chordata; Actinopteri; Gobiiformes; Gobiidae
Source: the annotation of a GenBank genome assembly